AUGCGCGACGCGCGCGUCGUGACGACGCCCGCCGACGCGAAGCACGACUUCCCCGCGGGUAGCGCGCGCAAGGUCUUCCAGGACGUCCAGCUCGGCGAGGACUCCGCGGGGUCCACGGAGGUCGGCGGCGGCGGCGAGUCGAUGAUCUACCCCGAGUUCCUCGAGGCGCUGGGCGCCAUCGCCGUCUACAAGAACACGAACCCCUACAUCUCCCUCCAGGACAAGCUCGAGACCUUCCUCAGCCACGCGCAGACGGGCUUCGUCACGUGCCUCAACACGGCGAUCAAGAAGGACAAGCGCAAGCUCAAGCUCGCGACGUCCGCGGCGUCCGCGGCGAACAAGGCCUACGCGGCCCACGGCGGCCGCGCGGCCAUGGCCGUCAUCAAGCAGGAGAAGACGCCGCGGACGCCGGGCCGCGGCGCGCCGCUCCCGGCCGACGCGGGCCGCGCGACCGUCGCCGCGGCCAAGGCCGACGAGGGGUCCGUGACCAAGUCCGACGCCGACGACCGGCCCUGGGAGGACAUGGGCGACCGCGACCGCAUACGCUAG
Aureococcus anophagefferens is the source of this 549-nucleotide messenger RNA. RefSeq lists its product as hypothetical. NCBI's taxonomy places the organism in Eukaryota, Pelagophyceae, Pelagomonadales, Pelagomonadaceae. The coding region runs from base 1 to 549 and encodes 182 amino acids. The record is from RefSeq and is a predicted model, not a curated record. The transcript has a single exon.